Molecule: messenger RNA, 1140 nt
Organism: Lodderomyces parapsilosis
Lineage: Eukaryota; Fungi; Ascomycota; Pichiomycetes; Serinales; Debaryomycetaceae
Product: ERMES complex subunit
Exons: 1
Coding region: 1-1140 (379 amino acids)
Biological process (GO): phospholipid transport; mitochondrion organization
Cellular component (GO): ERMES complex
Molecular function (GO): lipid binding
Source: RefSeq, a predicted model, not a curated record
AUGUCUUUCGAUAUCAAUUGGGAUAAGUUAAAAGACGACGCUGCCAUCAACAACUCGAUAAAGGAGUUUCUUCAUGAACAACUUCAAGGCUUGACUUUACCAUCCUAUAUUUCCAAUUUACAAGUUGUGGAAUUCAGUUUAGGUGAUAUACCUCCUGAAAUCACCAUACGACAUAUUGGUGAUCCUUUCGCGGAAUUCUACAACGAAGGGGAUGAGGACGAAGAUGUAUUGAAACAGGAAGAUGGAUUUGAACAUGUGAAUAAUGAACGAAGGGGUGACGAGGAUGAUGAUUAUGAUGAAGAAGAUGACGAUGACACGUAUGACGACAAACUAUCGACAAUAGCUGAAGGGAUUACGAUGCUUGAUACUUCUGAUGCACCAUGUGACCUGGAGUCGAAACCGCAGCAUCCUUUGCUGAAUCCUAACUCAACAAGCUCUCGUCCUCCAAAUAUCAAUAGAGCUAAAGAUUCGUUCCAAUCGGUGUUGCAUCCAUAUGGAAUGGGUGGUAUUCUCAAUGCAACCAAUCCAGCUGCUGCUGGGGCAGGUACAGAAACGCCCACACAUAUAUUGAAUCCAAACAUCCUAUCUUCCAGGGUCAUUCCAAAAAUUGCAAGCAAGUCUGAUUCGAAGAGACCUGAAGCUGGAAUGAAUGAUAUUCAAUUCAUUGUGGAGAUAAACUACAAGGGGGACAUGCACAUCGAUAUAAUGGUCACUUUGCUUGUGAAUUAUCCGUCCCCAAAAUUCAUUUCCUUACCUAUAAAACUUCAUGUCACGGAUUUAGUAAUCCAUUCGAUCGCAACCAUAGCAUACCUCAAAAAGUCAGUCUACCUAUCAUUCUUGUGUGACGUGAAUGAUGAUUUUGAUGUUAAUACCAUUGGGUCUAACGCUUCUACGCCUGGUGGUGGAAACAUUGUCGAUUACUAUUUCCACGAUCCCCAUAACAAAGAGCGUAUUGAUAUUAUAAGAAAGAUCAAGAUCGAAAGUGAAAUUGGGGAAGUGGAGAAUAACGUAUUGAGAAACGUGGGCAAAGUUGAAAAAUUUCUAAUGGAGCAGUUACGAGGAAUUUUGAGGGACGAAAUUGCGUGGCCGAGCUGGAUUUGCAUUGAUAUGAAUGAUGACGAAGAUGAAGAGAGUGUAUAA